AUGAACCAAACGAAGAGUUGCCUUCCUUCAGCGGCGGCACCAGCGUCGGCAGCAACAACGAAACAGCCGGCAAAUUUCCUCAACCAAACAAGGGUGAAUGUUUGACAGGUGAGCUUUGAAAACUUUCGCUGAUUGGAGGGUCAGACAAUAGGCCAAGAAAAUGUUUCAAUAUCGGCGCCUACGUUGUCUGUAAUCUCUAACAAAAUUUCUUGAUAAUUUUACUUCCAAGAUGAGUGGAGUUGAACAGAAAUAUUGAGAUAAGUAUUAGCUCAAACUUUAACUUCUGCCUUUAAAGAUUUCUUGUAUUCCUUCACAGAAAGAACAACAGAUGCUGGCAAGCCAUUUUUCAAACCCGCUACGAAGAAGCGGAAGGUGUCAACGACGGAUGCCUUAACACAAAUUGACAAGGCGUUAGAGGCAUUUGUUUCCUAUCAACAAGCUGCUGAUAGGAGUUUUCUUGCCGCAGAGGAGGCUCGUGAAAGACGAGAAGAAGAAAGGGAGGAGAGAAGAAGGAAGGAAGACCAGGAGUUUCUGCUGAAAUUGGCGCAGGUACUUCGAAAAUAA
This is a messenger RNA of Pocillopora meandrina, 564 nucleotides long. NCBI's taxonomy places the organism in Eukaryota, Metazoa, Cnidaria, Anthozoa, Scleractinia, Pocilloporidae. The record is from the annotation of a GenBank genome assembly.